GCUGACACAUUUUCAAAACAUCUCGCGCUUCUCGGUCUCGCACGUGCGUUCAAAAUCUUCCAUAAAGUGCGAUUGAUUUGUACCGAAUUUCCGGGGAUAAAACGUAAAUUUAGAUUGGAAAAUGACCGCCAAAGUGAAGGUAGCCAAAAAACUUCAAGCAUCCCGCCAGGAGCCGGACACCGACAGUGAUCAGUCCGAGCAUGAUGUCGGGGACGACGACCAGCACAUGUCCGACGAGGAGUUCCCCAUGUCCGAUGACGAUGAACAGACACAAGCCGAUUCCGAUGAGGACAAAGGCCCUUCCAAGUGGGCCCUAACGCUGGCGAAGUACAUUAGGAAAUCCGACGAUGCUCAGAUUCUUUCCAAAGCGGUCAAGGAAGCCGACCUGGAAAAGAAGCGUAAAGAGGCAAAACCUACCUACAAGUUUGAAGUGGUCGGAGAACAGAAGCCAGCUGAAGCGGAAAAGCCGAACGAUGAAAAACCCGGCGAUUUGGAAAUGGCUAAAGAAUUGCUGCGUCAGAAAGCACUGCUCAAAAAGGAACGCCAAAAGGACAUUUUGGGGCUGCGCAUCAAACCCUCGAUAGGGCAGUACGAGAGGGAAAAGGCGCUGAAGAAAAUUGCCACACGGGGUACGGUUCAGCUGUUCAAUGCCGUCCGGCAACAGCAGCGAGACGUCAGCAAAAAGCUCGACGAGGCGGGAAAACUGGAGUACAAACGGGACAAAGUGUUGAAGAAUCUGAGCAAGAAGGAAUUCUUGAACGUGCUCAUGAGUGGGCCCCGGGCCAAGUCGGAACUGGUGGACAAUCUGGUCAAGGAUGAGGAGCUCAAGGGUGAAGUUAAAUCCGAAGAGGAAUCUGACGACGAAGCCGAUGAGCCCAAAUCGACGUGGGGAGCGCUGAGGGCAGAUUUUCUAACGGGAAAGAAAUCUGGCUGGGAUAAGGAAGAAAGCGAUAAGGAUGAGGAUGUUGGUGAUGCCAUGGAUGAUAGUUCGGAUUCGGAUUAAACUAGGUAUAGAAUACA
Aedes albopictus (Asian tiger mosquito) is the source of this 1020-nucleotide messenger RNA. RefSeq names its product RRP15-like protein. Gene Ontology annotation, biological process: maturation of 5.8S rRNA; maturation of LSU-rRNA. Gene Ontology annotation, cellular component: preribosome, large subunit precursor. The coding region runs from base 122 to 1003 and encodes 293 amino acids. Lineage: Eukaryota; Metazoa; Arthropoda; Insecta; Diptera; Culicidae. The transcript is spliced from 2 exons. The record is from RefSeq and is a predicted model, not a curated record.